AUGACAAGUCAGAGAUAUCGACAGGCAGCCGUGCAAACCUAAAGCAUGCUUUGGAUUUAGCAAUAAUUUUUGGAGUAGGCCUAAAUAUACACAGAGCAACAGAUUCGAGAGUUUAUGCCUGUGGAAUCCACAUGACAAGAGGCGCGCGCGAACAAGAACAAGAUCAGCGUCUUUGCAGCGUUCCACUGUCAGGACGAUAGUCGUCUCUUUAUCAAAGUUUAUUUUUUUCUGCGCACAAUUUAAUGGCCCUUACUAUGUGUGUGACAUUUGUUAGAGGCAUGCUUGAAAGCUCGAGCAAGUAUUUUAGUUGAAAAAGCCUACUUACAUCUACAAAAAUAGAACGAUAGCUUCCCAAGUCAGAGCAAAAAAAUAUGGAUACUUGCUUAAGACGUCUGAAGCAGGAACUGCUGUCUAUGAAGGAGGCAGGAGAUGGCCUCCAUGCUCAGAUGAACUCCAUGAUGGGGGCUCUUCAGGAACUCAAGCUUCUACAGGUACAGACAGCGCUGGAGCAGCUAGACAUCUCAGGGAGGUCUGUCCAAAGAGCGGCCCCACCACCAGCAGAGGACACAUGCCCUGGCCCUAUCCCCAGCCCCAAUUGUACCAUUGGCCCUGGCCACAAUGAGACCCCCAGGUCCCCCCUGGUCAGGACAACCAGCCAGGAGCAGCAGCAGAGCCGGGUGGGGUACCAGAGCAGCCUGGGCACCUCAACCUCUUCCUCCAGCCUGGAGACAGUGGAGACUGAGAGUGAGAGCCAGCCUCUCCCUUUCCCCUGCCGUGUGUCUGGAUACACCGCCCCACAGGUGGAGUACUGCGGCCCACGUCUUAGCCAAGUGUUUCCAGAGCAGCAUCAGCCAGGUCACCCAGCCCAGGUGGUGGAUCUUUCUGGCAUCCUCUACAGCCUGUCCAAGGAAGGCCCCUCGCUGGACAGCAACUACUCCCAGGACAGCAUGGACGACUCCAGAGACUGGACCUCCUCGCUCAUGAGCCACAGCCGCAACCGGCAGCCCCUGGUGCUGGGGGACAACGUUUUUGCCGACCUGGUGGGCAACUGGCUGGACCUGCCUGAGCUGGAGAAGGAGGAGAUGAUUGGGGGUGUUGGUGUGGGGGCGGACGGAGCCGACAGGCCCGACUCCCCGGCCCACCCUCUCCGUCUCAGCCGCUCCCAGGAGAUCUGCAGGAAGGUCUCUCUGACCACCAACAUCUUCAAGAAGUUCCUGCGCAGUGUGAGGCCGGACAGGGACAAGCUCCUUAAGGAGAGGCCUGGCUGGAUGGUCCCCGAGAACCAGGAGGCUGAGCUCUUCAAGAGGCCCAAGAAAGUGUCCAAGCAGCAGAGCAAGGGGAGCUUCUACCUCCCGUUCUGGGCAGGUGUAGGGCAUCAGCAGCAGGGUAAGGGACCGCCAUGUCCCCAGCUAGCUGAGGAGAGACACAGCAGGAGCCAGAGCCAGGGCCAGUUCUCAGGGCUUUACAUAGACAGGAGACAAGAGUGGAGACAGGAGGCCAGAGUGGAGAAAAUGCUGCCCUUGUUUGACUACAACACGGCUGUGUGGGUCUGAUGCUGACGCUGCUCCAGGAUGCUGCGGUGGUGGCAGGUGUUGAGGAUUUGGCUGGGAGCUCUGGGGUGGAAACAAGGAGGUUUGUGUGUCUGUCUGUCUCCUUCUCCCAAAGAACAGGCAGACUGAGGGAUGAAUAUCCAGACUAUUUCCCAAUGGAGAGAUUAUCAGGGCAACUGUUUGUCUGACAAUCCUAAGACCUUUUUGUCUGUGACUGUGAGAGCAAGCAGGACUUCCUCUUAUAGAUGGGUUCACCAAAGUUAAUAUGAUUCUAAUGAGUGCAUAAGUGCCCUGGACUAUACAAUAGACGGUACUUAAAGAUGGACAAAAUAAUGCUCCGGAUUUCUCUUGAGUUGUUACAGCAUCAUCAUGGUUUCAAACCUCAACCCUGUUUCAUAUGUUUGAAUUCUACGGUAUACCCAAGUGUAUCCCCACCCUUAUGUCUCAUCUCGUACUUCUAUCAGAUGUGACACGUCCUGCAUGGGCACUACUAAAUGUUUUAUCUAUGACAUUGUGAAACAGUCACUGAACUGCCACUAAACACGACCACAGGUGCUUCUCUGCCUCGCUGCCCAGAGUCAGACGGCUGGAUGAAUACAUACAGAGUGUAAUAUUGGUCCAUCAGCCUCACUCAGGGAUCGGGAUGUGGCCUGUGUGACCGACUGGGUUCAAACCUGGAUCUCCUGUGCACCACAAGACUGUUAGCCCACUGAGGUAAAGCCUCCGUAUUAGCUUGGGGAGCUAACUCAGGUCUCAGGCAAGGUUGCUCAUCACAUGGGUCCUUGGUUCCGAACCACCUCUGUUACACCUUCACCACCCACCUACACACACACAGGAUAGGUUUAAAGGCCCAGUGCAGUCAAAAAACAGAUUAUCCUGUGUUUUAUAUACAUUUCCACACUAUGAGGUUGUGAAAAUUAUGAUAAUGCCCUUUUAGUGUAAGAGCUGUUUGAAUAGACAUGUAGACAUGAUGGCAUAUCUUGACUCUACAGCCAAUCCUCCUGGGUAGUGUAUUAUACAUGGCAGAGAGAGAGGGAGAGAGAGCUGUGUGCCAUCUGGUUGCCUACAGUUACAUAAGGACAAGCCAGCAGCACAGACAAGAGGUGCAGUCAUUCAGCGUAGGCUGUCAAGCGUUUUGAAACCAACCCUAAGCUGUGACGUUACAUGUAUAUGUAAUAUGAAUGUAAUUCCAAACAGGGCCUGGAGAGUUCAAGUAGAAAGCAGAGAACUGAGGAGGAGAACGUUUACAGGAAAUCCUUCCACAUGUACAUACAGGACUAAAUGUCAUGAUGUCAAAUAGAUUUGUUAAAGGUCCAAUGCAGCCGUUUUUGUAUCAAAUAAUUUCUGGGUAACAAUUAAGUAACUUACUGUGAUUGU
Molecule: messenger RNA, 2927 nt
Organism: Coregonus clupeaformis (lake whitefish)
Lineage: Eukaryota; Metazoa; Chordata; Actinopteri; Salmoniformes; Salmonidae
Product: PAK4-inhibitor INKA2-like
Exons: 2
Coding region: 372-1553 (393 amino acids)
Cellular component (GO): nucleus
Molecular function (GO): protein serine/threonine kinase inhibitor activity; protein kinase binding
Source: RefSeq, a predicted model, not a curated record